Messenger RNA from Symbiodinium necroappetens, 1716 nucleotides. The record is from the annotation of a GenBank genome assembly. NCBI's taxonomy places the organism in Eukaryota, Dinophyceae, Suessiales, Symbiodiniaceae.
AUGACACGGACACGCACGCGACGAAACACUCGGAUCAAGGCCCCUCUCGCGAUCGCCACGGCCGCGGCCCUCGGCGGCGGACUGGCCAUGACCGGCUGCACAUCGAGCCGCAGCACGGCGAUGCACAACGCGUCGUACGACAGCACACCGACGUACUCGAACGCCGCGAGCUUCAGCGAUCUCGCGAUCAGCGUCGAGAAGAAGGCGCCCGGCAAGGUCCGCGUCGGCGAGGCGUUCACCUACGAAAUCCGCGUGCGGAACAACACGGACGCGACGCUCCACAACGUCGUGAUCAACGAGCAGAUCGAGCGCGCCGGCUACGCCGUGCUCUCCUCGGCCCCCGACCGUGACGUCCCGAGCCGCGACUACGACACCACGAAGGCGGAUUACCCGCAAUGGAAGCGGGACCCCCCCGGGAACUCCUACGACGACCGCGACAUGACACGCGACUACUUGCCCGAUCGCCGCACCACCACCGCUUCGAACGCAACGACGGGCGAAGAGGCCAGGCGCGUACGCAUCGCCGACCUCGGCGCCCAGGGCGAGAACACCUGGCGCAUCGGCACCCUCGCGCCGGGCGAGUCCGAGGUGAUCACGGUGAAGGCCGUCGCGGCCGAGGCCGGGACCCUCGCGUCCUGCAUGACCGUGGACUACGACCCCAUCAUCUGCACGACCGUCGAGGCCGUGGAGCCGGAGCUCAAGAUCGAGCGUCUGCUCGCCGACGGCCAGUCGAGCGUGUACGCCUGCGACGACAUCAAGGUCACCUACCGGAUCACCAACGCUGGCGGCAUCGAGACGCGCCCGCUCACGCUCGAAGAGCCCCUCCCGCGUGCGAUCCGCACGUCGAACGGCUCGGGCCAGGUGGCGAUGAACUUCGACACGAUCCGCCCCGGCAAGGCCGUGACCAAGACCGUCACGCUCAGCGCCCAGGACGCCUACACCUUCCGCAACCGCGCCUUCAUCGAAACGGCCGACGGCGAGAAAAUCUACUCCAACUUCGGCGAGAUCGACAUCCUCGAUCCCGAGAUCAGCCUGAGCGUUGACGGCCCGAGCAGCGACUACAUGAACCGCACGAUCACCCACACCGUGACCGUGCGCAACACGAGCGAGGACCCCGCCAAGGACGUCAAGGUCACCGCCGACAUGCCCGCCGGGAUCAAAAACCUCGCCUUCUCGAGCCAGCGGCUCGAGCGUCGCGGCAACACCGUGACCAUCGGCGAUCUCGCGCCGGGUGAGGCCCGCUCCUUCAACUUCACCUUCGAGCCCAACAAGGUGGGCGACUACAGCUCCAGCUUCACCGCCACGGGCUACUGCGUCGACCAGCAGGUCAAGACCGUGAACACCGACGUGAAGGGAAUCCCCGCGAUCCGCAUCGAGGUCAUCGACAAGAACGACCCCGUGCGCGUCGGCGAGGAAGCGCACUACGAGGUCCGCGUGAAGAACCAGGGCUCCGCCAAGGGCCUGGACAUCAACCUCGUGGCGAUGAUCCCCGAGCAGAUGGAGUUCGUCCGAGCCGAGGGCGACCGCACCGCCGAGUACACGCGGAACAUGAUCACCUUCGAGCCGGUGCCCGAGCUCGCGCCGGGCGAUAUCGAGGUCUGGAACCUCUUCCUCAAGACGACGGACGAGGGCCGCGUGAAGUUCGAGGUCCGGCUCAAGAGCGACGUGAACACCACGGACGUGAUCGAGCAGGAGCCGACGACGAUCUUCAAAUAA